This is a messenger RNA of Symbiodinium pilosum, 579 nucleotides long. NCBI's taxonomy places the organism in Eukaryota, Dinophyceae, Suessiales, Symbiodiniaceae. The record is from the annotation of a GenBank genome assembly.
AUGGCAUACAAGGUCUUCAACGACACCAUCGACAUGCUCCUGAAGCUAAAGAUGAUCGGUGACCACGCCGGAGGGUGGGUCCAGGUUCUGGAGCCCAUCGAUGCCCCCGAGUUUGCUCGGCGGCUUGAGGUCCUUGGCUUCCCCGGCGACCCAGCAGAGAUUGCGGGAGAGGUGUCACGGUGCCGAGGGGGCCCCGGUGUGUCUGUGGAGCACAUCUGCAGUGCCCUUUUCGGUAUCAAGCAGUUCCGGCGCGCGGGUCAAGGGACGGCCAAAGACGCCGCGAAGACCAAGAGCGCUUCCGCGCGCAAGAAGAAUCCCAUCCGAAAAGCAGAAUGGGACUCCAGCAUCUUCUCAGGUUACUGUACCAACGCCUCCAGGCCCUCUUCCCUUCGAGUCUACUUCAGCACGCCGCCGAAAGAUCCGGUCCUUCACAGGGCGGCCUCCAACCCUUCGCUGACUAGGCCACAGGCCAAAGGAGCCAAGGGCAGCCCGCAGGUGCGGCGCGGCCGCAGCGCCUCGCCUCUCAGCGAGCGGCUCCCACGCCGGGUCCGACCGGGAGAGCUGCACCACAGGGCAUGA